This is a messenger RNA of Nothoprocta perdicaria, 1326 nucleotides long. Its product is annotated as carcinoembryonic antigen-related cell adhesion molecule 5-like. The coding region runs from base 1 to 897 and encodes 298 amino acids. The transcript has 6 exons. The record is from RefSeq and is a predicted model, not a curated record. NCBI's taxonomy places the organism in Eukaryota, Metazoa, Chordata, Aves, Tinamiformes, Tinamidae.
AUGCUUGGAAACUCCCAGGACAAGCUGUGCCACAGCCCGGCCCAGAAAUACCCGCGUGCGUCCCGCGCUGCUCGUGUGCGAGCUGAGCCGGGAUACCGCUGGAAUACCCCCGGCGUGCUCCUAGUCCUAUCUAUAAACGCUCUAACUGAGCAACUUGCAUUUCCUCCGGCAGCGCAAACGCUUUCGCCCUGCUACUCGGCGAGCCUCAGCCCCACGUCGGCGCGGCUCGUGUCGGCCGUGGGCUGCGUGGUGCUGCUGGCGGCGCCGGCGCUCAACGCCAGCACCAUCGUGUUCUGGGAGCGCAAGGCGGGCGCCCGCCACGAGGUCAUCCUGAGCUACUACCUCAGCAAGCCCGUGAACACGGCCUCGGCCUACAGGAACCGCACGCGGUUCAACGAGAGCGACUUCUCGCUGCGCAUGGUGCUGCGGCGGGAGGACAGCGGYGCGUACCGCUUCCGCACGGCCUCGCAGGAGACCGACUGGCUCCACGUGGAGGUCAUCGAACCACUGCCUGUGCCAGAAAUCAUGGGCAACAGCUCGGUGAGAGCAGGUGACGACGCUAAACUGGUCUGCAACAUCUCAGAAGGCAUUGCGGACUCCUACUGGUGGAGGAAGAAYGGGGUGCUGAUGAUUGCAAGUGACCAUAUCCAGUUUGUUCAUAACAACACGUUGCACAUCAUCGAAGUGACGAUGAACGACAGCGGCUACUACACUUGCGUGGUCCGCAACAAAGUGAGCGAGAAUGAAGCCUCCUUCCUGCUUCAUGUUCAGCAUGAUGCAAACGUGGUUUUACCUGUGAUGAUGGCAUGUGUUAUUGUUGGCUUUCUGAUAGGUGUUUUCCUGUGGUGUAGGAGGAGGGGACGCUUUUAUCGCUGUGUCCGUAGGUGGAAGGCCUGAGGACUGCACCUUGCUCCGUUCCUCUCGUGUAGGUGAUGGAUGAUGCCCAGGGAGCACUGGACACCUGCCAACAUGCRCAGUGGUCUCAUGCUGUCCCAGUCCCUUUUGGGCUUGCUUAUUAAUUGUUCAAGCUGCUAAAACCCACCGAUAUUUGCAGGACUUGUUUUACUGGACUGGCUUGGAUUCURCCUGCAUGGUCCUAUUCUUCCCAAGGCUCCUUGCACCUCUUUGGGGCAGUUGGAGCAUGGCUUUCUCCAGAGGCUGCRAGGACACUUGGAAGAAGGGCUGAUGGUUGUGGAUAGAUGGAGGAUCCCAGCUGGACAAACACGUGGCUCUGGAAGCUGCUGGGAAGUGUUCCCUGGUGCUCUGCUAUCCCUGACAGGAGACUCAAGGGGACUUGAGCUGCCUCACUGUGGCUUCAAUAUGUCC